Malus domestica (apple) is the source of this 744-nucleotide messenger RNA. The record is from RefSeq and is a predicted model, not a curated record. NCBI's taxonomy places the organism in Eukaryota, Viridiplantae, Streptophyta, Magnoliopsida, Rosales, Rosaceae.
AGACCUUUACCAUAAAUGCAAGAGGUACUUUCGUUUGUAAGUAUUUGAAAUGAAGAGUACGCUGGUGCUAUGAGAAAUAAAACCUCUUAAAGCAUCAAAGUUAAAACAUUCAGGUUCUAAGACAUGGUCUGGUUUAGUUUUCAUGAAAAAUUUCAGAUUUUCCAUGGGUGUAUUGUUUAAUGAAAACUAUGGAUUUUAAGGGCACUAAAUUUGAAACUACAAGUUUAAGUUUUGAUGAACUUCUUGUUCAUAAAAGACCAAACAGGGGUCGGUUGUGGAAAUAGGCCAAAAUUGGGCUUAUCCGUGAGCGCCCCCGCAUGGUUCCUCAAGUCAAGAUUUUCAUCAUGCUCCUCUUGCUCUUUAACUUCUCGGUUUCAGGCAGAGCUGACAUCUUCAAGGAUGGAAUGGAGCUCACCCACUCAAGUGGUCAUGCGAUGCUGAAAGUUGGGAGAAAGCUUCUCGUUUCACCAGAUGAACUGUUGGAUUACCCGCAGCCAAGGCCGAAUCCACGUCAUACCCCACCUCCACCUCCUUCAGCUUAGGGAUAUGAGUUCUUGUAAAAUCCCUUGGCAUAUAGAGAGAGAGUGAUGACCUGAUGUGUUUCUUACGAGUGUGAGAGAGAGAGAGUUUUAUGUUCUUAGGUUUAAAAACCAUGAUCAAAAUGGAAUAAAAUGUUAGAAACUGAAUAUGGUUGCAAUUACUGCACAUAUUACAUCAGCCAUUAUCGCAUCGUUAAUCAAAACU